Molecule: messenger RNA, 2096 nt
Organism: Drosophila subobscura
Lineage: Eukaryota; Metazoa; Arthropoda; Insecta; Diptera; Drosophilidae
Product: dentin sialophosphoprotein
Exons: 3
Coding region: 561-1403 (280 amino acids)
Biological process (GO): regulation of lipid biosynthetic process
Cellular component (GO): cytosol
Source: RefSeq, a predicted model, not a curated record
GGUCGUUGUCAGUGGUCAUCUUCGUCAGCGUCAUUAGUCCAACAGUUCAGCAGCCGUGCGCGUGCAAACUGUUUAGAAUUCUGAUAUACAAAUUAAUUGAAUCGGACAAGAUCAUCAGCCAUAGGCCGUCCGCCUGUCCAAUCGAACACCGUGCGUGCAUGCAAAUUUUUUGGCAUAAAACGGCCGCGACUUCUUGAAAUCCGCGCAAUAGCAAUCACGCCGGGGCAACAGCCAGUACAAGCUAUCCAGCCACUAACUAAACGAAUCCAAACUAAACUAAACUAACUAAAACACGAGCUGCAAAUCAAACUGAACUAAACUACCUGUAACUGCAGUUGGACAGCGCAUUUCGUAAUCUAAAUCCAAAAGCAAAGCAAGAAUACGGGUCCGAGAAACAGCUGAAGGCAACGCAACGCCAAGUGAAAGUGCGCGUGUAUUUGUGAAGAGCGGAGGCAACCAGAAAAUUUCUUAUAACAAUUAUAACCUGCGUUGUCAGCAGAAGCAUCAGAAGCAGCUGAAAAAUAGCAGCCCCCAGCACAAAAAAGCAACAGCAAUUCACAAUGAGCGGAUACACAGACCUCACCAAACUGGAGACUAGUCGGAAUUGCCUGCGCCGCAUCGCCCGCCACGAUGAGCAGCAGUUCUCCAAAGACAGCAUCGUCAAUGUGAUGGAGAAGUUUGUGAAGACUGUCAACAUUAUGGACGACACCAUACUGGUGCCAUGCAGGCUCAUGGAUCGACAGAUCGGUGAUAGCACUGACAUUAUCCCAGCCUCGGGCAAGGACACUACCGCCAACCAGCUGACACAGAGCUCCAGUGCCCAAGGCAAGCGGGGAGCCGCCCACUCGAAGAACGUGCACGACUUCCUGAGUGCCUCCGAGCUCUUCAAUCUCUACAGCAUGCUGAACGCUCUGAAAAAGGAUCUGCUCUGGACCGCCAAUCAGGAGGACGAUGAAGCUGUCGAGAUAGAGUCCCACCAGCAGCAACAGCGCAAUGCCAGUCCCGUAUCAAAUUCCAGCGAGAGCAAGACUGAGUCCAGCAACCCGAGCACAACAUCCACAUCGAGCAGCAUUAAGGGCCAUGUGCGACGCACCUCCACCGCCUCUAUGAUGUCCACCACGUCGGUGAGCAACAUGAGCGACUCGGACUCGGAUAUCUCGCAGGAGAACGACUCGGGCCUGGAGUCGGACGGCAACAAGAGCGAUCAUGCACAGAGCAGCGAUGGCAGCGAUAUUGUGGACGAUGCCUGCCCCAAAUCGAAGCAGGCCUCCGGGGACAAGGCCACGGAGCUGGCGAAACGUUGCCGGAGACAUCUGAACGGUCUGUACCAGUGCCUGGAACAAAUGACAGAGGCGGCCAACUAUCUGACCGCCAGAUACCAAAGUGAUAUUGGGCCCGUUUAGGAGGUCCAACUCAACACCCUCUCCUUCUUCUCCUUCUAUAACUAACUAAUACUUCGAACUGGUCGGGGCUAAUCUACAUACAUACAUAUAUACACCAUAGUCUGUUUAGUGGGCGGGUCUGUUUACUCUCAUUAGUAUCGAUCGAGGCAAGGGCGAGGUCUAACUCCCACUGUUCGAGUGUCUGUAUCUAUAACUAUAUCUAUGUCUAUAUCUAUGCCUAUACCUAAAACUAUGUAUAUGUACACGAGGGGGUGCUAUGUGAGACACACGGGGAGGAUAUAUGUGUGCCAGAGGAAGAUUGUAUAAAUGUAAAACAGUUGGUAGUUAUAAUAUUAGAUAGCGCAGCAACUAAAGCAACAAAUCAACACAUUUUCUAUUCAAAUUGCAAUAAUUUCGUUUUUAUCUAUUUGUCUGUAUCUGUAUUGGGUGUAAUUGGAAUCGGAACGAGUCACAGAAUGCAAAACGAAUCAACUCUUGGCAUUCCUCCGCUUCGAGCUUGGGGCUCAACUGUACUCAAGUCUAAUCUUAAUAUAGAGGGAGCCUCAGGCCCAUUGAUAAAGUAUGAUUUAUGUUUUGUCUUAGCCUAUGCCAGAUUGUAUCUAUUUAAAGCUGCUAAAUGGGAACUGCAAACAAAAAACAACCACUGAAAGCAAACAAUGUUCAACAAGUACAAGAAAUCUAAUUUCUAACAAA